UCAAACCGGAGUCGCCAAUUUAGUCUGUUAGAAGCUUUGCGAAACUUUUCUUAUUUUUUAGGGUUGCUUUUCCUUUCCAACUCUAAGAAGCAAAUCUGCCAUUAGGAAUACAAUCCUUGAAGAAAAAUUUGUGCUAAAGAGACAUAGACAUGGCUGGUGGUGUAGAUAGAAUCAGCAACCUUCCAUUGGAGAUCCUGGAGCACAUAUUUUUCUUCAUCGGGGUGAGGCAAGCCGUGCAGCUGAGCGUCCUGUCUUCGAGAUGGAAGGAUCUGUGGAAGUCCAUGCCCGAUCUCUACUUCGAUGCAAGGGACUUCCCUCCGACCGGCGACCAAAACUGGCGCCUUUUCUGUCUCGCGCGCAGGGUCCUGGGGCUCCAAACUUGGAGAGUACGGAAGCUUCGCGUUGUGAUUUGGGAGAACAGGCAUCAAUCGAUUCCAAUAUCUGCGUCCCGGUGGUUCAAUUUUGCAGCGCAGUACCACGCCGAUGAGCACUCCCUGUCCUGUCUUCCAUACUCGUCCUCAUCACCCAUAUCACGGUUCCUUGGUGAAUGUCCUACCAUUAUCAUCUUUGGCAUGCUGCGGAGUCUCUCUAUUUCCUCGAUACAUGAACCUCUUACUGCAUUCGAACCACCUUCUGAUGCUUGUCCAUUGCUUGAAAAGCUUUCCAUCGUCGGCUGCAGUUUUGAUUCUAUCAAUAUCGCCUUUAGCAGAUUGAAGGAGUUGACGUUGCACGAUUGCAGUGUCUUUGGAGGCCUCCGUGUUGCCACUCCAAGUCUCGAAUCGUUUGAUUACAGACAUGGUGUUUCUCCUGUUUGCGAGUUGGAGGACCAGCCUUCUCUUAGACAUGCUUCGAUUGAGAUCCACCGUGGAAACUGGAGUUGUGAUGCUUUGGUUGGAGUCCUCCGAGCGAUUCAAAAUGCUACUUCCAUAAAUCUGCCUUUGUGGACCCUUGAGGCUUGCUACAAACAGCAAGGUUCAUUUAGUUGCCUACCAACAUUCCAUAAUGCAAAGCAUGUGACAUUGGUAGCGAGUGGUCAAGGGAAUAUAACAACAUUGAUAAAGGAUCUGCAGCAGAAGUGGCCCAAUGUAGAGACUCUGACAAUGAGAUGAGAAGGUAAUGAACAGUUAUAUUUGCUAAAAAGUAUCAGUUAUACUCUGUUUUCUUCACUCUAGAUAGAAAUUUCUCUCAAUUGGCCUAUCUUAUCGGAGCUUCGGAUCUCCUAAAGGAGAUGGAUUUAAAGCUUUAAAGCAAGCAUGAUCACCAGUUCCCAUGUCAGCAUUUUCUUUUUCUUUUUCUCUUUUUCUCCGAUGUAGUAUACAAUAGUAUAGAGAAGACUUGUUUGUAUUUAACAAAACUUCCAUGAAUCUUUUUGCACUUUUAAUUGAUGACCAAUCAUGGCAAGUUCAAAUUAUUCGUAGAAUGUAUCUA
Elaeis guineensis (African oil palm) is the source of this 1428-nucleotide messenger RNA. RefSeq names its product F-box/LRR-repeat protein At5g02910. The record is from RefSeq and is a predicted model, not a curated record. Gene Ontology annotation, molecular function: protein binding. Lineage: Eukaryota; Viridiplantae; Streptophyta; Magnoliopsida; Arecales; Arecaceae.